AUGUCGCUGGAAAAGAUUAUUAGAGAUACCCUAUCAAGCUUCAUACAGUCCCAUAUUCCAGAUGCUGAUCUCAGUGCCAUGGAUGAAGUGUUCUUCUCAUAUGUUACCGGAGUGUUAGAAGAGCUGGGAUCUCAAGAGUCCACAGAAGAGGAUUUUGAUAUGGAAACAUUUAUAGAAAUGUUGGAGGGCUACAUUCCUGGUUUUGCAGAAAUCGGAAGCGAUAAAGUUUAUGAAAUGAUGUUUGAACUGUCUGGACGACUAAGUGAAGCACGUAAUAAAGAAAAUUAUUUUCCUAAACCAUCAUCAGAGACUUCAGAUAUGGUUCCAGAAUCUGAUGGCAGUGAACCCAAUCAGAAUAAAUUACAAGUGCCACCGGAAGGAGCAGAGGCACAGGAAAAAAGUGAAUUGAAGAAAAAUGUUGAUGUACUGCUAGAAAUGUUCCCAUGCUGCAGUUUUUACCAAGCUGAGAAAGUUCUCUCUAUGGCUAAAGAGAAUCUGGAAGAUGCAGUUCAGAUCAUAGUUGACAGCAAGGGGCAAUUUGACUAUGCAUCUGAGCCACAGGAAUUACAGAAGGCUCCCAAAAAGGAAGACCUGAAAGAUUUUAUUUUACAGAAAUACAUGUUAGUUGACAAUGAGGAGGAUAAAAAGACUCACAGACCACUAAUGCCAAAGGAGGCCCCAAAGAAACUGAUUCGAUACAUUGACAAUCAGGUAGUGAGCACAAAGGGGGAACGAUACAAGGAUAUAAAGAAGCCUGAGAGCGAAGAGAUGAAGAAAACCUACAUAAACCUCAAACCUGCUAGAAAGUACAAGUUCCACUGA
Molecule: messenger RNA, 822 nt
Organism: Staurois parvus
Lineage: Eukaryota; Metazoa; Chordata; Amphibia; Anura; Ranidae
Source: the annotation of a GenBank genome assembly